This is a messenger RNA of Cyprinus carpio (common carp), 1663 nucleotides long. RefSeq names its product gap junction Cx32.2 protein-like. Lineage: Eukaryota; Metazoa; Chordata; Actinopteri; Cypriniformes; Cyprinidae. The coding region runs from base 169 to 864 and encodes 231 amino acids. The record is from RefSeq and is a predicted model, not a curated record. Gene Ontology annotation, biological process: cell communication. The transcript is spliced from 2 exons. Gene Ontology annotation, cellular component: connexin complex.
UGGCAGCCAAAAAAAAAAAAAAGCACAUUGUGAAAUCCAGUGUACUGAAGUUCAAUCUUUACACCUGACACACACCAUUUAAUCAUUGAGCAACACAGUCAAUCAGCACAGCACUGAGACGCAAGCUGUCACAGUUUUCAAGGAAGAGAAGAUACUAAAGGCACAAGCAUGGGAGAGUGGGGCUUUCUCUCCAAGCUGCUGGACAAAGUGCAGUCUCACUCCACGGUCAUUGGGAAAGUGUGGCUCACUGUUCUCUUUGUCUUCAGGAUCAUGGUUCUCGGAGCUGGGGCUGAAAAGGUCUGGAGCGACGAACAAUCAAAAAUGAUCUGCAACACUAAGCAACCUGGUUGUACAAACGUGUGUUAUGAUCACACCUUUCCAAUCUCCCACAUUCGCUUCUGGGUACUUCAGAUCAUCUUUGUGUCCACGCCAACACUUCUAUUCUUCGGUCAUGUUCUGCAUAUCCUCCACAAAGAUAAGAAACUAAGACAGCAGAUUGAAAGCCAUGAGGAAAAGCAAGGCCUCAAACAUCCCACAUACACUAAUGAUCAUGGCAAAGUUAUAAUCAAGGGCCAGUUAUUAGGCAGUUACCUAGCCAGCCUGUUUGCUAAGAUCUUGCUUGAGGCUGCGUUUAUUGUAGGCCAGUAUUAUAUUUACGGUUUCAUAAUGAUUCCUAAGAUUGAAUGCUCCCAAUCUCCUUGCCCUCAUACGGUUGAGUGUUACAUGUCUCGUCCCACAGAGAAAACCAUCUUUAUUAUCUUCAUGCUGGUGGUGUCGUGUAUCUCUCUGCUUCUGAACGUGAUUGAGAUGUUCUACCUGAUGUGCCGCAGGUCAAAGAGACAUCGUGAGCAGAUGAACAGAUGAGCACGUUCUCGCAAGGUUUAAACGGACCUUCAAAGUCUACCUAAACUUAAGACUGAAAAGAUCAUGUUUGAAGUUUUAAGCUCGUCCAUAGCUAAAUGAAUGUAAGAUCUGGGUAUUCAAAUUCAAGCCAUUUUGUGAUCAUUUUGUUUUGCAAAGUUUUUGUUUUGCUGUGUAAUGAUAAUAUGCAUUUUGAACAAUGUGUGCACCAGGAUGAAUGUUGAUGUACAUCUGCAUCGUGCCACAGGACAUUUCAAGUAAUUUUAUAUGGACUUCAUUUAAAUUUUAACCUUUAUUAAGGUAAUGACCUCUCAUUUAUCUCUUCUUAUAAACAUUUGUGAUGCUUUAAUUGUCUUACAGUAGAAUUGUCAUAAAACACUAAGACAAUAGUUCAUUAUGUAGCACACUAGGCUACAUAUUUUCUUAAACACAUUCUUCUCUCUCUCUCUCUAUUUUGUUAAAGCAAGCCACAUGGAGCCUAACUAUAUGAGAGGGGUGUUAGUAUAUGAGGUUAUUUGUGUCAUAAAAGCAUAGCUCAUGCUAAUUUUAGCACUUACGAAUUCUGUUUUUAAUUGUGUGCAUCACUCCGCUGUGGAAGCCGGAAGAGAGAGAUAUUCUGCUGUUAACCACAAACUGUUUUCAUUAGUUAAAAUAAUGUCUUUAAACCUUUGUAAAUAUUGUAACUAUGUUUUUUCUUGUUAAGAUAUAUUAAAGUAUGUCUCAGCUAAUGAUGUGUGGGCAGUAGGCUAUAUUAGGAAAUGUUAGUUGUAUUAAUUUCAAUUAAAGGGGAGAUCUAAACAUA